Molecule: messenger RNA, 1671 nt
Organism: Exophiala dermatitidis NIH/UT8656
Lineage: Eukaryota; Fungi; Ascomycota; Eurotiomycetes; Chaetothyriales; Herpotrichiellaceae
Product: MFS transporter, SP family, sugar:H+ symporter
Exons: 7
Coding region: 1-1671 (556 amino acids)
Biological process (GO): carbohydrate transport; transmembrane transport
Cellular component (GO): membrane
Molecular function (GO): carbohydrate:proton symporter activity
Source: RefSeq, a predicted model, not a curated record
AUGACGGAAAACUUGGAAGGCCAAUAUGGCAAGGCCGACGACGACAUAACCCCAGACGAUCCCCUCGUCGUUUUGCAGGAUACCUACGUUAAGCCAGGGUUUCGAGGGACCUUUCAGUCGAAAUAUGUUGUUCUGUGUGCCUUCGUCGUCCGGUUGGGCGGCUUCUUGUUCGGAUACGACCAAGGAGUGGUCUCUAUCAUUCUCGUCAUGGACCAAUUCCUAGACGAUUUUCCUCGCGUCUCCGAUACCGCGAGUGGAGGCGGGUUUUGGAAAGGAUUCAUGACGGCCAUGAUUGAGCUGGGAGCUCUUAUCGGCGCGUUCAAUCAAGGCUGGGUUGCGGAGAAGAUUUCACGCAAAUAUUCGAUAUGUGUCGCGGUCUGCAUUUUCGUAGUGGGUUCCGUGCUGCAGACGGCGGCGCAGGACUAUGCCAUGCUCGUGGUUGGUCGACUGAUCGGUGGCAUUGGCGUCGGCAUGAUGAGCAUGGUUGUGCCAAUGUACAUUGCUGAGGUGUCGCCUCCCGAAAUUAGAGGCACGCUCCUCGUGCUCGAAGAGUUCUCCAUCGUGUUUGGCAUCAUCUGUGCCUUCUGGCUGACAUUCGGGACUCGGUACAUUGGCGGCGAAUGGUCGUACCGCCUCCCAUUCUUGCUUCAGAUGUUCCCUGCCAUUUUGCUGGGAAUAGCAGUCCUCUUCAUCCCCUUCUCGCCUAGGUGGUUGGUAUCCAAAGGCAGAGAUCAAGAAGCCCUGGAAGCCCUGGUCAAGCUACGCCAGGUGUCGGCAGAUGAUCCGAGAGUGCAGGCCGAAUGGCUCGACAUUCGGGCGGAAGUGGCAUUCCACAAAGAGGUCGGCCGAAAGAAACAUCCAAAUUUGGCUGCUGAAGGUCAGCGGUCUCGUUGGGCUGCGAUCAAGUUCGAACUGUCAGCGUAUGUCGAUUGCUUCAGGCAGGGCUAUUGGCGCCGCACCAUGGUUGGCAUUGGGCUGAUGUUCUUUCAGCAAUUUGUCGGCAUCAAUGCACUGAUAUACUAUUCACCCUCGCUGUUCGAGACCAUGGGUAUCGGAUACAACAUGCGCCUAGUCUUGUCGGGAGUCCUGAACGUCACUCAGCUCGUGGGUGUCUCGACAUCGCUCUACACCAUGGAUAAAUUCGGCCGCCGUCCUCUUCUUCUCCUGGGCAGCAUUGGAAUGACCAUCUCCCACAUAAUCAUCGCGGUCCUCGUCGGCCUAUACUUUGACACAUGGGCAGAUCAUAAGGACAAGGGUUGGGUUGCCGUCGCCUUUCUAUUUGUCUACAUGCUUAUCUUCGGCAUGACCUACGGGCCGGUGCCGUGGGCCAUGCCGUCUGAGAUAUUCCCCAGUUUCUUGCGAGCCAAAGGCGUUGCCUGGAGCACUUGCAGUAACUGGCUCAACAACUUUAUCAUCGGCUUGAUCACGCCUCCGCUAAUCCAGAACACUCGCGGUUUCGGAGCCUACACUUUCUUCGCAGUGUUCUGUGCGUUGAGCGGUAUUUGGACGUGGUUCUUCGUGCCUGAAACCAAGGGACGAAGCCUCGAGGACAUGGAUCGUGUCUUUGGAGAUCAUGCGGCCACAGCGGACAGGACCCGGCGCAAGAAGAUUCUCAGGGAGCUUAAGCAAGCCGACAACGAGAAAACCCGGCAAGCAGUCAGUACUGCAUGA